AUGUUCGCGGUGCUGCUGCUCCUCCAAGCUCUCCACAGUGCUUCGUCUGUGGGACUUGACAGCUCGUCCCCACCACAGGCGGAAGCUCUCUUGCAAGACGAUGAGUGCCAGAGUCCUUCCAGCUCUGAGUCUGCUCAAUGUGCGCUGAAUGCGCUGCAGAUUGAGCGUACCGCUUCAGAGGAAGCAGGUACCCAGGAGGCAGAGUACAACAGUACGAGCCAAAGGUGGGUUCUCACACUGUACCAUCAAACGAGUCACAGUGCCGGAAAGAGUAUUCUCAAGCAUGGCUUCAGGGCCGGGCACGUUGGUUGGUGUGGUGCCGGGAUUUAUUUUGCAAUGAGUGCCGCAGCAACAUCACAGAAGAUCAAAGGUCCGGACUCUCAUGGCGGCUACAUGAUCGAAGCUAAAGUUGAUGUUGGGAGGGUGAAGCACAUGCCGUGGCAUUGCACCACCAGUCCGAGUUGCAACCAUCAUCCUUUUGCCAAAUGCCAAGACAGAACAAACAGGGGGAGCUGGCUUCACAGGCAAGGCUACGACUCGAUCAACUUUCAGCCUGAUCCAUACGGCCAGGAGUAUGUGAUUUUCGACAAGAGCCGGGUCGUGUCUAUGAGAGGAUACUCCUACCACAGAUAG
Messenger RNA from Symbiodinium sp. CCMP2456, 633 nucleotides. The record is from the annotation of a GenBank genome assembly. NCBI's taxonomy places the organism in Eukaryota, Dinophyceae, Suessiales, Symbiodiniaceae.